AUGUUGAAGAAUUAUUCUAGCACCAUUGAAUUUUAUCUGCUUGGCUUCCAUGUCUCCAGAGAACUACACAAUAUUCUUUUUGCCACGUUCUUCUUUCUCUACUCAGUGACAGUCAUGGGAAAUAUGCUCAUCAUUGUGAUUGUCUGUGAUAAAUGUCUGCAGUCCCCCAUGUAUUUCUUCCUUGGCCACCUCUCUGCAGAGAUCCUGAUCACAUCGGUUGCUGUCCCCUUGAUGCUCUGGGGGUUUCUGCUUCCUGGAAUGAAGGCAAUAUCUCUGACAGCAUGUAGUGCACAAUUAUAUUUGUACAUUUCUUUGGGCACAUCAGAAUUUAUAUUAAUGGGAGCAAUGGCUGUGGACUGUUAUGUGGCUGUCUGUAACCCCUUGAGGUACAACAUCAUUAUGAACAGCCACACCUGCAUCUGGGUGGUCAUUGUGUCAUGGGUGUUUGGUUUUCUAUUUAAAAUCUGGCCAGUCUAUGCCACAUUUCAGCUUACCUUCUGCAAAUCAAAUGUGUUAGACCAUUUUUUAUGUGACCGAGGGCAACUGCUCAAACUAUCCUGUGAUGACAGCCGUUUCACACAGUUUAUUCUUUUUUUAAUGGCUAUAUUCAUUAUUGUUGGUUCUUUGAUCCCUACUAUCAUCUCCUACACCUAUAUCAUCUCCACCAUCCUCAAGAUCCUCUCAACCUCUGGGUGGAGGAAAGCCUUCUCUAUGUGUGCAUCCCACUUCACCUUUGUUGUGAUCGGCUAUGGCACCUGCCUGUUCCUCCAUGUGAAACCCAAGCAAACACAGGCAGCUGAGUACAACAGGGUAGCAUCACUGAUGGUUUUAGUGGUGACCCCUUUUCUGAACCCCUUCAUCUUCACCCUCCAGAAUGACAAAUUUAUAGAGGCCUUUCGAGAUGUCAUGAAACACUGCCAUCAACUCCUCAAGGAUUAG
Leptonychotes weddellii (Weddell seal) is the source of this 939-nucleotide messenger RNA. The record is from RefSeq and is a predicted model, not a curated record. NCBI's taxonomy places the organism in Eukaryota, Metazoa, Chordata, Mammalia, Carnivora, Phocidae.